Messenger RNA from Oryzias melastigma (Indian medaka), 927 nucleotides. It is a transcript of the gene prrg2, whose product is annotated as proline rich Gla (G-carboxyglutamic acid) 2. Gene Ontology annotation, cellular component: extracellular region. Gene Ontology annotation, molecular function: calcium ion binding. The record is from RefSeq and is a predicted model, not a curated record. The transcript has 7 exons. NCBI's taxonomy places the organism in Eukaryota, Metazoa, Chordata, Actinopteri, Beloniformes, Adrianichthyidae. Bases 117 to 734 code for a protein of 205 amino acids.
UGAUCGACUGGAUCACAGAUCUCCACUUCCUGACACUCAGCAGAACUCUGGAUUUGGUUUUAGGCUGCAUCUCUCAUGUUUGUUUGACUCCAGCAGGCUGUGACAGUUCGCUCAGCAUGCUGCUGGCCAGUCGCAUGGUGGUGGGGUGGCGUACCGGGCUGCUCCUGCUGCAGGUGAUCCACGGCUCUACCAGCUCCAGACACAGAUCAGAAGAGUCAGUGGUGCUGGAUGAACAGUCUGCAGCCUCCUUCCUGUCCCGUCACCUGCUCCGCAACAGCUUUGACUUUGAGCUGCUGGUGCAGGGAAACUUGGACAGGGAGUGCAUCCAGGAGAUCUGCUCGUAUGAGGAAGCCAGAGAGAUUUUUGAGGAUGACCUGCAGGGGCUGAAGGACUUUUGGGACUCAUACAGCAAAGAUCCAAGCAGUCUGUCCCGAGUGGACGUGUCAGGACUGGUGGCCGGCGUCCUGGGUGCGCUCGUGUGUGCGGUCAUCGCCACGAUUCUGGGAGUCUACUUCUACAAAAGCAAGAAAAAGAAGGAGAGGAGGGGGGCCAGACCUCCUGUGAGGAUGGAAGGAGAUGGAGGUCCAGUUCCUGAGGGGGUGCCGCUAGCUGAAAUCAUCCCCCCCCCUCUGCCCAGUUAUGGUGAAGCCUUGAGACACAGUGGACAUUAUGAUGGCCCCCCACCAUCUUAUUCAGGGGACGCGCCCUCACCGCCUCCUCCAGAAGACUCGUAGCCAGAGCCGACAGCGCCUGCCCUCCUCCCCCCAGCGAGCACCGCUUUGAGUUAACUUCUCAGGGACGCGCGCGCGUCUCACUGCUCCUACAGCACUCUUUGUUGGAGAGGCUGUCUGCGCGCGCGCGUCCGCGUGAAUGGAGUGUGUGUGUAUUUUUAGAGCUGAAAUAAACCGACUUAUUAAAGAAUGUGAA